GUCCUAAAAUGAUCCUUCACUAUGGUGAUUUGACCGAUUCGACCAAUCUUGUGCAUAUCAUCUCCCAAGUCCUCCCAACUGAAAUUUACAAUUUGGGCGCCCAAUCUCACGUGAAAGUUUCCUUCGAUAUGGCCGAAUAUACCGGAAAUGUUGACGGACUGGGCACUCUACGCUUAUUGGACGCCAUAAGAACAUGCGGUUUGACCAACCACGUCAGAUUUUAUCAGGUGCAGUUACAAUUCGGUCAAGGAUUUUACGUCGUCGGAAAUCUUUUACUCACCCAUGAAUAUGAUUCUUCAGGCAUCCACCUCUGA
Molecule: messenger RNA, 314 nt
Organism: Acaulospora colombiana
Lineage: Eukaryota; Fungi; Glomeromycota; Glomeromycetes; Diversisporales; Acaulosporaceae
Source: the annotation of a GenBank genome assembly